This is a messenger RNA of Thermothelomyces thermophilus ATCC 42464, 1632 nucleotides long. RefSeq lists its product as uncharacterized. The record is from RefSeq and is a predicted model, not a curated record. NCBI's taxonomy places the organism in Eukaryota, Fungi, Ascomycota, Sordariomycetes, Sordariales, Chaetomiaceae. The transcript has a single exon. The coding region runs from base 235 to 1530 and encodes 431 amino acids.
ACAAGGGACUGCUUUGUUGUCUUUGAGGGCGUCACUCCGCCUUGCUCACCCUUCUUAGAUCUCGCCCUUGUGCCUCUUUGUUGUUGAAGCGGCUCGACACACCCUUCUGGGGUUCCAUUGUUCAACGCCGGCUUGGAGCCGCUUGAUAAUAUCCUCUCUGCCAGGUAAUCAACGAAACCACCGCCCACAGGCACGAGUCACGGAAGCAAGGCGGCCCAAGAAUCCUCCGUCAGGAUGCCCAAGCGCCGGCUCGCGCUCCUGGCGGCUUCAAUAGCUGCCGUGCAUACCGCGGCGGCGUCGGCAAUAUCGAUGGACGAGCUGUUCGCGCGACAGUCUUCUUGCCUUCCAAACUAUUUCCGCUGCGAGAACGCCAAGUUCCCCGACUACUUUUGCUGCAAGGGCAGCGAGACCUGCAUCGCCCUCGCCGGGGACACCACUCUUCUCUGCUGCCCCGAAGGGUCUGAUUGCCAGAGGAUUCGGCCGGUCCCCUGCGACCUCGAGCUGCAGAACGGCGAGGCGAAUCCGGAUGCCGUCAUUAAGACUACUGCUCUCGGAGGAACUCUGGCGCGCUGCGGCACUCAGUGCUGCCCGUUCGGCUACUCAUGCAUCGACGGCCAGUGCGCUAUGGACCAGAACCAGAAUGCGGUUCCGAUACAGACCAGGACGAAGAAACCAGAACCCACGACAACGGGCGGCGGCGCGACGGCCACCUCGACGGACGGCGCCAACCCGACCGCCAAACCUACCGAAUCUACUGAAGCCCCGAGCGCGACGGGCGAACGAUCCUCAAACGACGAAACCAAGUCAAGCAGCGGUCCGCCGGUAGCCGCCAUUGCGGGUGGUGUGACUGCCGCGGCUGUUGUCCUCAUCGGUGCCGCCGCCCUGGCCUUCUAUUUCUUCUGGAAGAAGAAGAAGGAGGAGGGGCAGAGGAAAGGCCGGAGCCCACUAAAACUGUCCCGAUCGACGUCGUCUUUCGGCAACCUGAUCAGCCGCCCGGUCAUGACCAGCAACACUGCUAGUAUCGACAAUGAUUACGACUUUGUUAGACCGUCGGGCCCCGCGAAUCAUGCCCAGGAACCCGAGCCGGAUUCGGUGACGGGAGCAGUCCUCGGCUCCUCGAUCAACUCUCCCGAGUCCGGCGCGAUGCCGUCGGUCCCCGCGGCAGCGGCCUUGGCCGCGGAGUCGCAACAGCAGCAGAACAGCCGCGCCGCGUACGGCGGCUACGGCCAGCUCGAGCAGUCGCAGUACGUCGACAUGCCGUACGCCGACUACGAGAGCAGCGCGCUCGCGCCGCAGACGCCCCGGCAGAUCAACAACCGCGAGCCCAGCUCGGUGAGCAUCAACGUCUUUGCCGACCCCAACAUCACGCCAGACAGGACCCCGGAAAACAACGCCGCCCGCAGGUACAGCAACAUGACCAGCUUCACCCAGAUGCUCGACAAUGCCGGCAUGGGCGGCAUGGACCGCGGCGAGCCCUACCUGGGCUACGACCGCGACGGUGGACAGGCUCCGCCGUUGUCGCGGCGGUGACAUUGUGGCGCCCCCCCCCCCUUCUUCUCGGGGGUUUUCCGUGCCCUUGACAGCGCGCGUUUGAUGCUGGCACGGCGAACGCUGACUUCCUAUACCUCCUCU